Molecule: messenger RNA, 2286 nt
Organism: Antrostomus carolinensis (chuck-will's-widow)
Lineage: Eukaryota; Metazoa; Chordata; Aves; Caprimulgiformes; Caprimulgidae
Gene: CLCN4
Product: Cl-/H+ antiporter 4
Exons: 11
Coding region: 4-2286 (760 amino acids)
Biological process (GO): transmembrane transport; chloride transport
Cellular component (GO): plasma membrane; Golgi apparatus; early endosome
Molecular function (GO): voltage-gated chloride channel activity
Source: RefSeq, a predicted model, not a curated record
AAUAUGGUCAAUGCAGGAGACAUGAAUGGUUCUGGCAACCUGAUGGAUUUUCUGGAUGAGCCUUUCCCUGAUGUUGGGACUUACGAAGAUUUCCACACCAUUGACUGGCUGCGGGAGAAAUCACGCGACACUGACCGCCAUAGAAAGAUUACAAGCAAAAGUAAGGAAUCCAUAUGGGAGUUCAUCAAGAGUUUGCUGGAUGCCUGGUCAGGAUGGGUUGUAAUGCUUCUCAUAGGACUACUGGCAGGCACAUUAGCCGGCGUGAUAGAUUUAGCUGUGGAUUGGAUGACAGACCUGAAAGAGGGUGUCUGCCUGUCUGCCUUCUGGUACAGCCACGAGCAGUGCUGCUGGACGUCUAACGAAACGACAUUUGAUGACAGGGACAAAUGUCCCCUGUGGCAGAAAUGGUCUGAACUUCUUGUAAGCCAGUCUGAGGGUGCAAGUGCUUACAUUCUAAACUAUUUUCUAUACAUUAUGUGGGCUCUGUGUUUUGCUUUCCUGGCAGUCUCCCUGGUCAGAGUGUUUGCUCCCUAUGCCUGCGGCUCUGGAAUCCCAGAGAUAAAAACCAUCUUGAGUGGGUUCAUUAUUAGGGGCUACCUGGGAAAGUGGACACUUUUAAUCAAAACAGUCACCUUGGUUCUGGUGGUAUCUUCAGGCCUCAGCCUUGGGAAAGAGGGGCCGUUAGUCCACGUGGCCUGUUGUUGCGGAAACUUCUUCAGCAGCCUUUUCUCAAAGUACAGCAAGAACGAAGGAAAGAGGAGAGAGGUGCUCUCAGCUGCAGCCGCCGCAGGAGUUUCUGUUGCCUUUGGGGCUCCGAUCGGAGGUGUGCUUUUCAGUCUGGAAGAGGUCAGCUACUACUUUCCUCUAAAAACCCUCUGGAGGUCAUUUUUUGCUGCUCUUGUGGCUGCCUUCACACUGAGGUCCAUCAAUCCUUUUGGAAACAGCCGGUUGGUCCUGUUCUACGUGGAGUACCACACCCCCUGGUACAUGGCUGAGCUCUUCCCCUUCAUCUUGCUCGGCGUCUUCGGUGGCCUCUGGGGAACCCUCUUUAUCCGAUGCAACAUUGCCUGGUGCAGGAGGCGAAAAACCACCAGGCUCGGGAAAUACCCAGUCCUGGAGGUUAUAGUGAUAACAGCUAUCACCGCCAUCAUCGCCUACCCCAACCCCUACACCCGGAGGAGUACCAGUGAGCUGAUCUCAGAGCUGUUCAAUGACUGCGGUGCCCUGGAAUCCUCACAGCUCUGCGACUACAUCAAUGACCCAAACAUGACCCGGCCAGUGGAUGACAUUCCUGACAGACCUGCUGGCCCUGGAGUCUACACUGCCAUGUGGCAGCUCGCCUUGGCUUUGGUGUUUAAGAUUGUCAUCACGAUAUUCACUUUCGGCAUGAAGAUCCCUUCAGGUCUUUUCAUUCCCAGUAUGGCUGUUGGAGCCAUGGCUGGCAGGAUGGUUGGGAUUGGAGUAGAGCAACUGGCAUAUCACCAUCAUGACUGGAUCAUCUUCAAGAACUGGUGCAGACCUGGGGCAGACUGUGUCACACCAGGACUUUAUGCUAUGGUGGGAGCGGCAGCUUGCUUGGGUGGUGUCACCCGAAUGACCGUCUCUCUGGUGGUGAUUAUGUUUGAGCUAACUGGAGGCCUGGAGUACAUCGUACCUCUUAUGGCUGCAGCUGUCACAAGCAAGUGGGUGGCAGAUGCCUUUGGGAAAGAAGGGAUCUAUGAAGCUCACAUUCACCUGAAUGGUUACCCAUUUCUGGAUGUGAAGGAUGAAUUCACCCACAGAACCCUGGCAACUGAUGUCAUGAGACCAAGGCGUGGUGAAGCUCCUCUCUCUGUUCUGACACAAGACAGCAUGACGGUGGAGGAUGUUGAGACAUUAAUCAAGGAGACUGACUACAAUGGCUUUCCAGUAGUGGUUUCAAAAGACUCUGAGAGACUUAUUGGAUUUGCACAGAGAAGAGAGCUCAUUCUUGCAAUAAAGAAUGCAAGACAACGUCAGGAUGGGGUGGUGAGCAACUCCAUCGUGUAUUUCACUGAAGACCCCCCGGAAUUGCCACCCAACAGUCCUCAUCCACUGAAGCUGCGGCGUAUUCUCAACCUGAGCCCUUUCACUGUCACUGACCACACGCCAAUGGAAACUGUGGUGGAUAUUUUCCGUAAACUCGGACUCCGGCAGUGUCUGGUCACUCGCAGUGGGAGGCUUCUGGGUAUCAUAACUAAAAAGGAUGUAUUAAGACAUAUGGCUCAAAUGGCAAACCAGGACCCUGAAUCUAUCAUGUUUAACUAG